Molecule: messenger RNA, 978 nt
Organism: Guyanagaster necrorhizus
Lineage: Eukaryota; Fungi; Basidiomycota; Agaricomycetes; Agaricales; Physalacriaceae
Product: RIO1-domain-containing protein
Exons: 8
Coding region: 1-978 (325 amino acids)
Biological process (GO): maturation of SSU-rRNA; protein phosphorylation
Cellular component (GO): nucleus; preribosome, small subunit precursor; cytosol
Molecular function (GO): protein serine/threonine kinase activity; ATP binding
Source: RefSeq, a predicted model, not a curated record
AUGAAACUAGACGCUACCGAUCUCCGCUAUGUGACACCGGAGGAAUUCAGGGUUCUAACUGCAGUUGAGAUGGGUUCAAAAAAUCAUGAAGUGGUCCCCACGAACCUUAUUGCUCAGAUAUCUGGCCUGAGGAAUGGUGGUGUCAAUAAACUCGUCGGUUCUCUCGCGAAACGAAACCUGGUCUCAAAAGUUCAAAAUUCAAAAUACGACGGAUACAGGUUGACGUAUGGCGGUUAUGAUUAUCUUGCAAUGCGUGCGAUGUCAAAGAGAGACUCAAUGCACUCUGUCGGAAAUCAGAUUGGUGUUGGGAAGGAAUCCGACAUCUAUGUUGUCGCAGAUUCGGAAGGCAAGGAAAUGGUAUUGAAGCUACAUCGACUUGGCCGAAUAUCCUUUCGCGCAAUUAAGGACAAGCGUGAUUAUCUCGGAAAGAGGAAAUCUGCGUCGUGGAUGUACAUGUCUCGCUUAGCCGCCCAGAAAGAAUGGGCGUUCAUGCAAGUCCUUCAUAAGCACGAUUUUCCUGUUCCAAGACCCAUCGACCAAGCACGGCACUGUAUUCUGAUGGAGUUCAUCGAUGCAUAUCCCUUGCGUCAAAUAUCGGAAAUUCCAUCACCAGGCAAGCUUUAUUCGACCUUGAUGGAUAUUAUUGUGCGAUUUGCCCGCGCCGGGUUGAUUCAUGGGGACUUUAAUGAGUUCAAUAUUCUUAUACGGCGAGAAAAUGGGGAGCCUGUCGUCAUUGAUUUCCCUCAAAUGGUCAGCACGUCACAUGUGAAUGCCGAAUGGUAUUUUAAUCGCGACGUUGAAUGCAUCCGGACAUUCUUCAAGCGGCGCUUUCGAUAUGAGAGCUCCUUGUAUCCUCGAUUUAAAACGGUAGAAACAGAGGAUUCCUCCGAAUCAAAUUUCAGGCUGGAUGCUGUUGUCGCUGCUAGUGGGUUCGGCAACAAAGACAUGAAAGUUUUGGAAGAGGUUUGUGUGAUUUGA